AUGUCUUACAAUUCUGUUCCGGGUGUUACGAUUCUUGCCCCGGUGAAUGAUAUUCAAGCUCAAAUACUAUCUUCUGGAGCUCUUGAGUUUCUUGCAAAACUUCAUAGGGCGUUUAAUCCUACUAGGAAAACUUUACUUCAACGUCGAGCUCUUCGACAACAAGAGCUAGACCGUGGCGUUCUUCCUGACUUUUUACCAGAAACUGCUCACAUAAGAGACGAUGACACUUGGCGCGGUGCUUAUCCUGCACCUGGAUUGGUUGAUAGGCGCGUUGAAAUCACUGGACCAGUUGAUAGAAAGAUGGUUAUCAAUGCCUUAAACUGCGGUUCUUCUACUUAUAUGGCAGAUUUUGAGGAUUCCAAUGCACCAACAUGGGAGAAUAAUAUUGAUGGUCAAGUAAAUUUACGUGAUGCCAUUCGUGGAACAAUAACUUAUACUAAUCCUUCAAACAACAAGAAAUAUUCUUUACGUAAAGAUGGUAAAGUUGCUACCUUGAUCGUGCGUCCUCGUGGUUGGCAUCUAGAUGAAAAACAUGUCUUAAUCGAUGGUACACCUACAUCCGCCUCAAUUUUUGAUUUCGCUUUAUACUUCUAUAAUAAUGCAAGGAAAUUAAUUGAAAACGGUAUCGGGCCUUAUUUUUACUUGCCAAAGAUGGAAUCUCACUUAGAAGCAAGGUUAUGGAAUGAUAUUUUUAAUGUAGCACAAGAUCUUCUUGGUAUUCCUCGUGGUACUAUUCGUGCCACUGUUUUAAUUGAAACAAUUCUUGCUGCAUAUGAAAUGGAUGAAAUUAUUUAUGAACUUCGUGAACACUCUUCUGGCCUCAAUUGUGGUCGAUGGGAUUAUAUUUUUUCCGUUAUUAAAAAAUUCCGUCACAACCCUAAUUUUGUCCUUCCGGAUCGUGCUGAUGUUACUAUGACAACUCCAUUCAUGGAUGCCUAUGUUCGGCUGCUUAUCAAAACAUGCCAUCGUCGUGGAGUUCACGCUAUGGGCGGUAUGGCUGCUCAGAUUCCGAUUAAAAACGAUCCUAAAGCGAAUUCUGCAGCCAUUGAGAAAGUUAGAGCUGACAAAUUACGUGAAGUUAAAGCUGGUCAUGACGGUACUUGGGUUGCUCAUCCAGACUUGGUAAAGGUUGCUAUGGAAGUUUUUAAUGAAAAUUUAAAAACUCCAAAUCAAAUUUUUGUACGACGUGAUGAUGUUAAUGUUACUGCUUUGGAUUUGCUUAACACGAAUGUUCGUGGUUCCAUCACUGAAAAUGGUAUUCGUAGCAAUAUAUCAGUUGGUCUUACUUAUAUUGAGUCAUGGCUUCGAGGGUUAGGAUGCGUACCUAUUAAUAAUCUUAUGGAAGACGCUGCUACCGCUGAAAUUUCACGAUCGCAAUUAUGGCAAUGGGCGAGACAUAAAUCUCGUACCGCUGAAGGCAAAACUGUCACUGCAGAAUAUUUACUUAAACUGCUUGAUGAGGAACUUGCAAAACUGGAAAGACAAUUAGGUCCUCAAAAAUUUGGUGAAAGUAAAUACGGAUUAGCAAAACGAUAUUUAGCAAGCCAAAUUACCGGCAAGGAAUAUUCCGAAUUUCUGACUACACUAUUGUAUGACGAAAUCACAAGUGUUUAUAAUAAGGCUAAACUUUAA
Dentiscutata heterogama is the source of this 1632-nucleotide messenger RNA. The record is from the annotation of a GenBank genome assembly. Lineage: Eukaryota; Fungi; Glomeromycota; Glomeromycetes; Diversisporales; Gigasporaceae.